Messenger RNA from Symbiodinium pilosum, 627 nucleotides. NCBI's taxonomy places the organism in Eukaryota, Dinophyceae, Suessiales, Symbiodiniaceae. The record is from the annotation of a GenBank genome assembly.
AUGGCAGCGCGCGCCGGAGCUGUCCCAAAGAGGGCGGCUGUGCCGAAGGCUGCGCCUAAGGCGGAGCCUGCUGUGAGGGAGUCCCCCAAGGAUGUGGUCCACGCUGUUUUUGCCUAUGGCACGCUUCGCGGGGACUUCGCGGAUUCUGGCGACCACUGGGGCGUCAUCCAGCGGACAGGUGCCGCCUGGCUUCUUACCUCCGUGGUAGGCUUCAAGCUCCUUCAGGAGGAUCGAGCAUUCUAUCCCUUCGCAGUGCAGAGCGACGGGGAGCAGGACCAGCUGCACGGGACCAUUCUGAUCUGGCCUGUUGGAGAUGUCUCCAGGAAAGCGAUUGAGACAUGCAACAACAUCGAGGGCUUUGACCCGGACCAUCCAGAAGACGGCCUUUACCGCAGGGCCCUCGUGGAAGUCCCAGUCCCUCUGAAAGCCCUGAAGGACAAGAUGAAGGAGCAGCCCUGGCUCAAGCAGGAAUUGGAAGGCCUUGACAAGGAAGCGCUGGAGCAGGAGCAUAUCCUCGUCAGGGCUUAUGUCUACCACCAGCCCUUGGGUGACAAAGCGGACUACUCCAAGGCUUUCCCAGGUGGCGACUGGCUGGCAUCUCGCAAGACAGAUGAGGAUGCACGGUGA